GUCAUUUGUGUGCAGUUUUUGUGGUGUUUUGAAUGAAUGCAUGUUUUUUUGUGAAAGACUUUUUUGAUUGCAUUUUGAAAACACAUUUCAAAACAAGCGAUGAUUUAAACGACAAAUUGUUUGACAAAAUUUAUUGCUCACGAUUUCAGUCAUUCAUUGAUUUAAUUGUUUUUGUUUUCAUUCAUAAUAAUUGUAUUGAAUUUCUUGGGAUCAAAAUGAGUGAUAAAUUGUCGCAAUUGUACGACGACUACAACCAAUUGGACGCCGCGAAGGACAACAUCACUCAAUUCGAGUCCUCGUAUUUGUCGAUAUUGUCUGCAGUGAAGGGCAGUCCUCAGGAGAAGCAGUUGUGCUCACAAUUCAUACCGAAAUUCUUUGUCCACUUUCCCAACCAUUACGACACAGCCAUUGACGCCCUCCUCGACCUCUGCGAAGACGACGACAUCAAUAUCAGAAGACAUGCCAUCAAAGAGUUGCCGAAUAUAUGUAAAGAACGCAAAGAAUAUGUGACCAAAAUAGCGGACGUUUUGGCACAACUGCUGCAGACGGAGGACAACACAGAGCUAACGAUUGUGAACCAAUCGUUGACCACUUUAGCCAAAUACGACGCGAAGGGCUUCUUCAGCGGUCUCUUCUGUCAGAUUGUUAGCGGCGAAGACGUGGUGCGCGAGAGAGCCAUCAAGUUCUUGAAGGAUCGCUUUAAGUUCAUUCCCAGCGAUAUACUGACCAAAGAAGUGGAGGAAUAUUUCUUGGAUGAGAGUAGAAAAGCGAUGGCCGACGUGACCAAAGACGAGUUCAUUACGUUUAUGACACUAUUGGGUGGUCUGAAGAUAUCUAAAUGCCUGAGCGGUCAGCAGACCCUCAUGGAGAUCGUCAAAGAACAGGCGGAACUCAAUACAACUUUCGAUCCAUCGGAAAUUGAUUUCGCCGACAAACUCCUGCUAUCAAUCAGACACGGAAUCCCAUUCUUCUCCCAAUUUGUUCCGUCAACUGAUUUUGUAAAAUACGUUUGCCUUCAAGUGUUGACUCAAUUGACACAAUUGGAGGCCAAACAGUCGGGCAUUGAAUUGGAUUUUCUACAAGUGUUGGCCGAAAUGUCGGCUUUUCUGUCGCCAAAUACGGACGCCAUUGAGAUCGAGAAGUGUUUGUCGCGAGUGUUUACCAAACUCUUGGAAUACAUGCCAACCCCUCCUCUAUUGGAAACGGCGGCCGAAAGCACCGCAAACGGAGACGAACCCACUCUUCAGUUCUCGCACAUCGAGUGUCUAUUAUAUACUUUUCAACAAUUGUGUCGAUUUUAUCCCCAAUUCCUAUCGGACUCUCAGUCGGAACGCGUCAAGGAUUUCAAACUUCGGCUCCAAUACGUGGCCAGAGGAGUUCAAAGCUAUUUAGCGAAACUACGGAAACACUUGUCGAGUCACUUUCCUCUCCGUGACUUUAGCCUGCUCUUAUUCUACUUUCACUACCGAGAGUUCUGUUCAUAUACUCUGUCGUGGAAACCGCCCGUCUCUAAGGCCGCCAUCACUGCGAAGCCACUCACUGUUGUGACGAGUCCUACGGUUACAACGAGUACUACUACGACAGCGGCGGCGACGACCGCUACCCCCGCCGACGGAGCCACUGAUGCGACGGCCAAACCUUCAAAAAGACAGCCGAUUACAGCGCCCGAGGGGUCGUCUGAUCCGAAAAAGGACCGCAAAAUAUACGCCCCGCCGAGCGGAAAGUUUAGCGGAGGAGUGAAGAGAUUUAAUAAUAACAAUGACAAUAAUAACGGGACGAGAGGUUCAUUCCGGGGCGGAAAUAGAGGCGGUUUUCGUGGCGGACGCGGCGGCCGUGGAUAUAAUCGCGGUUUUAAACGGUGGUAAACGCAGUGAUUAAUGAACUAUAUAUUUUGAAUCCUAUUUUCUAAAUGUAUAAUUCAAACGCCUUUCCACUCAUAACACCGUAUAAUUCAUAUCCGAAUUUAUAAUUAAUUGUAAAAUCAUUUCUCUGUAACCAUAUCUAGGAAUUGAUUUUAAAUGUGAAUUUUGUUUUUUUCAUUCGUGUAUUUAAUAUGCAUUGUAUUUCGUGUGAAUCUGUUUUUUAAUAUCACUUAUUGUUUAAUGAAUUAUUUGUUUUUUUUAUUUAGUGGCG
Medioppia subpectinata is the source of this 2133-nucleotide messenger RNA. The record is from the annotation of a GenBank genome assembly. NCBI's taxonomy places the organism in Eukaryota, Metazoa, Arthropoda, Arachnida, Sarcoptiformes, Oppiidae.